Synchytrium microbalum is the source of this 1167-nucleotide messenger RNA. RefSeq lists its product as uncharacterized. The record is from RefSeq and is a predicted model, not a curated record. The transcript is spliced from 4 exons. NCBI's taxonomy places the organism in Eukaryota, Fungi, Chytridiomycota, Chytridiomycetes, Synchytriales, Synchytriaceae. The coding region runs from base 1 to 1167 and encodes 388 amino acids.
AUGGACGAAAUCAUGGGUCGUUUGAGACUUGUUGUGGAUCACGAAUGUGUGCUUGAAGAUCCCGAUGUCAGCUCCAAUAUUUUCAGAGAUAUAACUAGGAUGAUCGGUGCCGAAGAGAGGACUAGCUUCAUAGAUGAAGGCCUCAAGGCUGAACGAGACCAAUGGAGACAAGAAUUGUCUAAUCGAACAAAUCCACCAGCUCUACCAAGGCCGAUUACGAGAACACAACCGCAUGAUGAAACUUACGAUGAUCAACGUUUGUCGAGGCCCUCUACGAGUAGCGAUGAAAUCUACAAUGCUCUUCCUGUGAAUCCUGUACCAUCCCACCAUUCCAUGAGCUCAUCUAGAACCAGAACAAUGGGGAUCGCCGAGUCACGAUUACAACGAGAUAUAAUUGAUCGAGCAGCUCAAGAAGCUGAGCUGAUACGGUCACAGUUCCGUGCAAAUCCAAUACCGGCUACUUCAAUACUCGCAGUACCCAUACCGACAAGGAAGGGCAAGACCAAGUCAAGCAGACCAUCAACAGCUCCUUCAAAUUCGACAAGUUCAACCUUGCAUGGAAAUAUCGGACGUGGGUGUGCUUGUGGUUCAUCUCACGUUGCUGCUGAUUUGGUAAAUGAGUACAAACCUGAUGCUCCAACUCAGAAGUGUAUCCCUCGGCUGACUCUUUCUGCGGCAGAGGAUGGCCGACGGAGGCGGCAACGUUUACUUGCUCCUCCUGACAUCAACCGUUCAGAAUUUGCACCAGACAUUAAUCACGAGGUACCCACCUCUACGUAUAUCCCUCCUUCUGGAUACCGACCUCCAAAGCGAGUCUUGAAACCACGACCCAAGACACCACAAGCAAGUACACCUACCGUCAAAAAGACUUUUGCUCCAGUUUCUCCAAGGAUUGCUGCAUUGGGGAGGCCUCGAACACCUAAGGUGGUGGAUGAAGUGCCGCAAAUCAAGAAGGGACUGUUGGACUAUGAGAGAGCUGAACGUGUGAGAAUCCUGCUUUUGGAUCAGCAUCGACGAGAAGAGGCGUAUCUCAAUGAUCUUGAAAACAUUUCGACUCGCAUACGAUCCAAACCUACGCCCGAAGAACGUGCGGCUGUAAUUGGGGCUGUAGCUCGUGUCAAGAAAACCAUCGACCACAUUCUCGCAGAUGAAGGACUAGACAAGUGA